UGGAAGUUGUGUGGCACGUGGUCGGCCAAAAAAUGGCAAAAAUGAAGAGAUUCUACCGAUUUUUCAAAUAUUUCGGAAUGCAAAAAUACCCGGAGUGAACCCUUGAAUAUCAAGCCUUUCAUAAAUUGCGGUGAACGGGUGUUCCGAUUGUAUUCAUCAUUUUCGGAGUCGCUAUUUCGGUAUCAAAAUAUUUCCACUACGACGACUGCUCGGGGAUGUGGCCUUCCCCUGUAUUUGCAGACAUGAUCAAGGACUCGCGCAAUGGGAAAAGGCCACGUACUUCAUGCGGGCCAUGCCUGGGGGCUCAGUUGGAUCGUGGAGUGACUCGUCUCCGGAGGGAGUAGAAGCCCAAAUUCUCCUCUCGUCAGUGGAGUGUUGCGUCAGCCUGUGAAUGUACUCAGCUCACGGGACAAGUGUUUAUCAGGGACCUGGCAGUGUCUUGAGUUUUUUUUUCGCAGUCCCGCUUUUGUUUUCUCCUGUAUUUCGCGAGUCAUUUGAUAAGGAAUAAGAAUGACAAAAACCGCGAUCUCAGCACUCCAGGAGUACCUCCAAAAGACGCGUGCAGCUGCUCCUUGCUACACUGAAAUUUCUAUAGAACAUGGGGAAGUUCCCAAUUUCAAAAUCAGGUGCGAGUGCAUGGGUCUGUCAGCUGAUGGAGAGGCUUCCAACAAGAAGACUGCCAAGCACCGCGCAGCUGGGAAGAUGAUCAAACUUAUCAAAGAGAAGCACAACUGUCAAAUUUUUUAUGAAAAUAUAGAGUCCCCGGCUCCAAGCUCUCCAGCUCCGAGGAUUCCCUUCUCAGCUGAGACGAUCACUCGGUCUCCUGAGGCUACCAUCAAUCAUAUUGGAAAAUUGAACGAAUUGUGCGCCAGUAAAAAAAUGCAUCAACCCGUGUACUACGACACUCAAUGCAUUGGGCUGAACCACCUGCCCCUCUUCACCGUAGAAUGCAGAAUAGCAACUCUGAGUGUCAAGCGAGCAGCUCACACUAAAAAGGAGGCCAAGCAGCGAGCCGCACACGCAAUGCGUGAGCUCCUCAAGACCAACUACACAAUUUCCAACGACAUAGAGCCCUUGGCCGCCUCGAUCCAAGAGCUCCUCCCAGCAGCUGACGAACUCGUCGUGAACAUCGAGGAUCUGCAGAUCCAGGAGGAUCCGAAGCUGGCGAAAGCCACCGAAAGAGCGAAGACCCUUUACCCAGCGCUGAAGAAACGUCUCGGAGUGGCCAACGACACCCCCAAGAACAUCUGCAUAGCUGAUUAUCACGAAGCCUUCAAGGCAUCCUUCGAACCUCAAGUUGUCGCUUCCUUCCUCGCCUACUACAAGUCCUUAAAAAUGACUGAGAAACUCACGAAAAUGAGUCUUGAAGUCAUCCUCAAGCGAAUCGUUGACAUCCUGGGGGUGACCUUUGAGACCCGCACUCUGAAGGUCGUCCAGACUGCUGUAUACAUCGUGGCUUAUAAAAUCAAGUCCAAGCUUUCGUUCACGGAGGUGGGGAUGGCGGAUAACUCCGAGGGGGCUCAUGUCGAUGCUCUUCAUCGUCUCAUCGGUGCCAUUUACGUGAUGCUCGUCUGAGGAGGUAGAGGGUGCUGUCGAGGCCAUCUACGACUGGCUCGAUCACCAGUGGAGGCCGGAGGCCCCUCAUUUGUGGUCCAGGCAGUCGUCGAUGGCCUCGACUGCACCGUCUACACGAAAUUGAGGGGAUUUUUCGGGAAGACUGAGUUUUGUGAGAUUUUUGUUCCCUACUGGGUUUUUUUCUCAGUCUUAUGGUGUUAAGGAUGUUUAUGCAAAAUCGAAAGCACAGACAUUUGUUUUUUUCUAAUGAAUGGGAGAGACGGAUCUUCGUGUUGAUGAAAUUUCAAUCCACCAACUCAAGUUUAUUGAGGGGAGACUAAUAUGAGUUUUAAAAGUCGUGGGUUAUUGGAGUGAGACUUUUCAUACGUUGACGAUCGAUUACAUAGAUCUGAAA
Molecule: messenger RNA, 1969 nt
Organism: Diachasma alloeum
Lineage: Eukaryota; Metazoa; Arthropoda; Insecta; Hymenoptera; Braconidae
Product: RISC-loading complex subunit TARBP2
Exons: 3
Coding region: 511-1575 (354 amino acids)
Source: RefSeq, a predicted model, not a curated record